Molecule: messenger RNA, 5092 nt
Organism: Paramormyrops kingsleyae
Lineage: Eukaryota; Metazoa; Chordata; Actinopteri; Osteoglossiformes; Mormyridae
Source: RefSeq, a predicted model, not a curated record
GUGUUACUAUUCUACAGCACGAGCUGGAGCAGUAGGCAUGAUUGUGUCCACUCUAACACAAGACGUAGCACCUUGUUUUGGUACAUAUUAGACAAGUGAAAUGAGUGGGAAAAGGAUACCGCGUCGUACUCAGAUGGGCUACUGAUUUUGCAAGUAUUUAACAAAAAUUUCUUCAUGCAUUUAUUUUAAUUAUAUUUCUGUGGUUAGAGAAUAUUGGCUGGAUUGUCUCGCUAAAUAAAUGGGGUCGCACAUAGGCGAUGCUUUCUUUGAUAGUAAAUGUACGAUUUUCGACAUAACUGGGGGUGCGUUUCAGGUUUUUCUCCCACCCUACUCAGGAUUUACAAUAUUGUACCGAUUUUUGUAUAUUACCUUUUUUUAAAAAAAAUGAAUUGAAGAUGAAAAACUCUAAUAUAAGAAAUCAACUAUACGGGAGGUCUACAUAUCCGUGCUGACGGUUUAUUUGGCUCUGCGUUGUGAGCCUGUAAUUGAGGCAAGGCGAUGGCUUUUUAAAUCUGUAAACAUUGUUAAAGUCGUGCACGAGUUUGAAUUAAUAUAAAAUAUUUAAAAGUUUAAAGGUGUUUUAGCAACAUGGCAAAUCCAGUUACAGAACAGGGUUGUUUUUCAGACGUGAGAAAGGUGGGCUAUUUAAGGAAGCCUAAAAGCAUGCACAAGAGAUUUUUUGUUCUGCGGAUUGCCACUGUAUCAGGACCUUCUAGACUGGAAUAUUAUGAAAAUGAGAAAAAAUGGAACCAGAAGGCUGGGGCUCCCAAAAGGUCAAUUUUACUACAUAACUGUUUUAAUAUUAACAAAAGAGUAGAUUCCAAAAACAAGUAUUUAAUCGCUCUGUACACUAAGGAUGAGUAUUUUGCAGUUGCAGCUGAUAGUGAGCAAGAGCAGGAUCUGUGGUAUGAGGCACUAGUUGACCUGCAUAACAGAGGGAAGAUCUAUGCACCUUUUGGGAACAGCAUAACUGUGGAGGACUAUGGAGAGGCCACCCCCGGACCUGCUUUCAAAGACGUCUGGCAAGUUAUUUUAAAACCCAAGGGCUUAGGACAAAUAAAGAAUUUGGUUGGGAUUUACAGACUGUGUCUGACAAAUAAAACAAUCAGCUUUGUGAAACUUAACUCCGAUGCUGCAGCUGUCGUGCUUCAGUUAAUGAACAUUAGGCGCUGUGGUCACUCUGAGAAUUUUUUUUUCAUAGAAGUAGGACGAUCUGCUGUUACGGGAUCCGGAGAGUUUUGGAUGCAGGUGGAUGACUCUGUUGUUGCGCAAAAUAUGCACGAAACAAUCUUGGAGGCAAUGAAAGCCAUGAGUGAAGAGUUUCGUCCUCGGAGUAAAAGUCAGUCCUCCAACUGUUCCAAUCCCAUUUCCGUUCCACUGAGAAGGCAUCAUCACAACAACCCACCCCCCAGCCAGGUGGGACUCAGCCGAAGGUCCCGGGCAGAGAGCCUCACAGCCGGUUCACCUGCCUUUUCAGGAAAACACAGUCACUCUUUUAGGGUGCGGGCUUCCAGUGAUGGCGAGGGAACCAUGUCCCGCCCUGCAUCAGUGGACGGGAGUCCAGGAAGUCCGAUUACUGCCCGGACCCACCCUCACCGCCCUAGAGGUUCCUCUAGGCUCCACCCACCUCUCAGCCAUAGUCGCUCCACUCCCAUGCCUGCUGCCUGCUGUUCCCCUUCUGCUACUAGUCCAGUCAGCCUUUCAUCCAGCAGUACUAGUGGCCAUGGUUCUACCUCUGAUGGCUUAUACCCACGUCGCUCCAGCACCUCAGUUUCUGGGUCUCCUAGUGAUGGGGACUUCAUCUCUUCUGACGAAUACGGAUCAAGUCCCUGUGACUUCAGGGGCUCAUUUCAUAGUGUCACGCCAGAUUCCAUAGAGCACACACCUCCUGCCAGAGAGGAGGAACUCAGUAGCUACAUAUGUAUGGCAACAGCUGGCCUGCAGUUGAAUGGAUAUAGUGGACAUUUUCAGUCUUGUUGUUCAGAGUCUUGCACAGCGGAGCCAGAGAAAGGCUUCAGGAAGAGGACACACUCUUCAGGUGCCUUAGUCAAUACUACCUGCUACCAGAAGAACCCCUCUCAGGAUUCUGCAGGUUCAUAUACAGUAAUGAUGCCAAUACACCAGUGCAUCAGAAUGCCCAUCGAUAGACAAUCAGCAUUUGCAGCCACAGAUUCAUACCCUGAGCAGGAUCUGCAAACAGAUGCUAGUGCUAUAGGUCACAAGGAUGAUGGGUAUAUGCCCAUGUCCCCAGGUGUGGUUCCUCAGCCUUCUAAAAGUAAUGAGUACAUGCCCAUGAGCCCUCGAAAUGUGUCGGCACCUCAGCAAAUUAUCAGUGCCCACCCUGUCUCAUUAAUGCAUGGCUAUAUGAUGAUGUCACCCAGUGGAAGUUGUUCCCCAGAGACAAAGUACAGCAAAAUCUGGACUAACGGGACCGAUCCCAAACUCUCAGUGGAGAGUAACGAUGGAGAGGUGGCCUUUGGAGAUUAUAUGAACAUGUAUCCAGCUAGUUACUCCAGCAAAAGUUCUCUGGCAGACUGUUGCUUCCACCCAUUGGAGGAGCCAUGCAAUCCUCUUAAUUCUUACCACUCCCUGCCUCGCUCUUUUAGGCAUAGAGAUAGACAACACCAUCAGACACCCCGGCCCUUGUCUGUCAUUUCUGUCCAGUUGGAAGAGUCUUCCUCUUCCUCUGCUAGUAGUGACAGUCUCGGGGGACGAAAUGGUGGGCAACAAAUAGUCACACCCACAAAGGUAGAAUUUUUGGGCCAACCGAAACGACCAACUCACCUUUUUCUAGAAAACUGCAAAGCCGGUACGCUUCCACGUGCCAGGGAAAACACCUUCCCAAAUGAACCUAAAAGCCCAGGAGAAUAUGUCCACAUUGACUUCAAUGAUCAGUCCUCCACAGCAAGCCUGGUGUCCCUCCUACCUGUGUGUUUAGAUGGUAGCUGUGAGAGAUCUGAGCAACAAUUUUCUGAGUACAUGAAUACAGAACUGGGUUCUGGCAGUAAUCUUUGCCGUUCAGACAAAAUAUUGGCUUCUGCAGAUCAGCCAACCAUUGUAGAAGCUCCUUCCCUUUCUGUUCUUGGCAGUGAUGACUUACAGAGCAGCGAUUAUGUCAGUAUGCAGUUGAGAUCCACUUGUGUGAACCACGCUGAGGAACAUCUGAUUCUCAGAAACCCCAAAAUGGACAGGUCUGCUCCUGAAGCCCCAUCAAACAUUAUAUCACCCAGGCAUGAAGGUGUAGCAUUGAAUGGGUUUCCUGGGAUGAUGAACCAAACAUCUGGCUUAGGUGCUUUCACCAGAGUGAGUUCCAGCUCCAACCAAAAGCAGGGUACCAGAGUCAUUCGAGUGGAUCCACAGGGCCAGUGUCGACAUGGUUCUGAGACCUUUUCAUCAACAGCAGUGGCAUGUGGUAUAAUGGCACCAUUCAGCAUGCAAAACGGGAAGUGCGACAGCUCUGCAUCCUUUGAAAAUGUUUGGUUAAAACCCUGUGAGUUGGCAACUCAAGAAAAAAAUGGCAUGUCUUGUGAGACUGGACCUUCUCCCCAGGAUAGCCUUAAUUACAUUUAUUUGGACCUACUCAAAGAUCAAAACCCUCUGGAGUUAAACUCUCAAAUAGCCAAACCUUUGGAUUCACAGAAUGGCAAUAACUCUGAUUUAAACGUGUAUGCAAGCAUUACUUUUGAGAAGUAGAAGAACUGAGGAAGAAUCAAGGAUGUAGAGAAGGUAAUGAUUCCUGAAUAUUUCUGAAUGUUAUUUUCAUGCUUGUUUAUCUGAACAGCAGUAUAAAUAUGGCUUGCAUAGAGUCAUUUCUGAUUUUCUUGCUCACAGAUAAGUAGACCACUUAAUUGUUUGAAGUACUCUGUAGCCCUUUACUGAACAAGCGGUUGGAAGAUGAAUGGACUAAUUCAUUAUGUAUAGAAAUAAUCUAUGCUGGUGUACACACAUGUCAUUCUAUCCAGUUACACUACUAUCAGAGAAACAAUUGCAUAUUGAGUAAUUACUUUAGCAAUGACUUUUAAACCUUUCACUGACAUCCCAACUAGUUAUAGUGCUGACAUGGUUAUUUAAGUAUUAAGUAAAAAAUUGAGGUGAAAGAUGUAUUUGAGGUGAAUGACUUAAUUUGCUUCUUUCGUUAACUGAAUAUGAUCCAAAACACUAGCAGUUUUAACAACGUAAAUCAUAAACGGCUGUAAUAUAAAUUAACUUAGAAACCCCUCUAAAAAUAUAUCUGUAUUACACAACCACUUCUUAUUAUUAAUUGGCCAAACUAUGAACUUACGCAUGGACAAAGUUUUGCGUUCCUCAAAAAGUAAAAGCAGCGAAAUUACCAAUAAACUGACAUUUAAAGUAAAGGUACAUAAAAAUUAAGUACAAAAAUUCAGAGGAAAACGAAAAUUUUAUGUACUAUUUGCAGUCAGUCCUGCUAUAACGUGUCUCACACUGAAAAUCCGUUGUAACGUGAUUGAUAUAUUAGUACCCAAGUCCAAUGCAAUGUGGAAUUGCAUUUGUAUUUGCAUGAUUUUUAGAUGCUUGUAAUUAAAGAAAAGCAUUAUGUGAACUACAGUGUGAUAUGAUAAUGGCAAGAAACUACUGGCAUGCAAAAACAGCUAUCCAAGUGAACAAUAGUGAUGUCCGAUUCUUGUACGAAUUGUUCUUUUGAGCCAUUUCUGUGCAGUGAAUCAGAUAAACCGGUUUCCAAAUCUAAAACAAUUAAACUUUUUGUACAUUCACACAUUGCACAGGUCAAAGUGUUUAGAUUCUAAAAAACUAAAAAUAUGUGUCAAAUUAUCAUAAAAACACAUAGCAACCUUUUAAAAUUCACUUACAUUUUCUUUUCCUAGACUGUAGUCCCUCUGUAUACCGUAAUCUGUUGUAUUUGUCCUAUAUGCAUGCCCAGCUGCAGGGUGGCUGUGUUACCAAGUUUACGAGUCACAUUCCUCUGAUCCUUUUUUUCCCCCCAUUGCAAAAUAAAUUCUUGAUUCUUAGAAAAUAGAUAUAGACUAAAUACAUAUUGACUAAAGUUUACCUGAAAUGAAAUGUAAAUGGUAUUUAACAAUCAGAUUGUUCAGUUAAAUGCUUAUUUUCAAAA